AUGCAGUCCUCGUCCCCCUUGCCCUCCGUCAGAUUUAUCCUCGAGUUGUCUCUCAGAGAUCGCCCAGCUUCUGCUACUGGUGACAGUCUCCCUCCGCCGCAGCCCAGCUCGAGCAACGUGAAGGCUCGGGUCGAAGUGGAUGCCGAAAAUACAGCCACUAGUUCCAGUAUUGGGUCCGUAGACCUUCGCCGCCAGUUCCCUGCAUGCAAUGAAGAAACAGGCGCGAACAAAAUCUGUGGCCGCUGGCCGAGUGAGAUACCAUCGGACAUGGUAUCGGUCUUUAGGGCUGACCCUUUUGCUUUCCGGCGUCGAAUGCCGAGCGAUGGGGAUCCCGACAGCAUCGUGGAAAUGGACGUCGAUCCUGAGCCUGUUUCAAGCCCGUCGCUUCACUUCGCCGCGACUGGCCCACUCCCGAUGUUCGCACACACGUUCCAGUUACCCUUACUCGACGAGUCUCUGGACCAAUUUCACUCAGUGAAGGCGGAGGAUGUUCCUGCGAACCACGGUAUGCAGGUUGACCACCCGAUGCCUACAAGACCCGCCACACCAGUCAACAAUCUAAUGAAGAAUCUCGAUGAAGAAGAUGGCUCCUAUUUCCCCGCCGAUGCUUCGCAGAUUACUCACGGUUAUUCGGUGCCUCCCACCCCAUCUGAAUAUGUUGACUCUCGUAUAUGCGCGCCUCAGCAACCAAUGCCGACACGUGCACGGCCUUUUAUGGACCAUGGCUUCCCGCUAGAAUCCAGGCGCAUAUACCCCGAUGAACCCCCGGUUUUUAACCCGUAUUUCGGACCCUUUCACCACGCAUUUAGCGACAGACCUCCACAAGUUUCUGACUGGCCGCCUCAAGCGCAAUUUCCCAGACGGCAGAGCGGUAUCGCGAACAUGUCCCACUCACUCGUUCCCAUUCAUGUCGACACUCGAAGACCACGAAAUGAUUCAAUGGGCCACCCGGGAAUCUCGCCAUCCUCAUCUUUGUCUAGUGUCUCCUCUGGCCCGAGUCUCUCCAGCUGUCGGACAACGCCUACCCUUUCACCUGCGUCCUCAAUGUCCGACAUAUCCUCGUAUUCGUCCAUGUCGUCUACUGCUGUGCCCAGAAGUUCUCUUGGUGGGCCUCGCGUUGAGACACAAGGAUUCAAUCUCGUUCCGUUACCUCCUCAUGCUGCUUUCUUCACGGAUUCUUACUGGAGAGGUAAUCCCUCGGUACCUGGCCCUCAUCAGGAGAGUCGUUAUCAGGUCGAUACCAGCCAAGCUCGGAUUCCGUACGCGGACGUUUAUCCCGAAACAUACCUGCCUCACGCAUUUCCUGUCCACGCACCGCGUCCUAUUGCGACUGAUCUUCCGUUAUACCUUUUGCAACAGCGCGGAAACUCGCAAUCCCACGUACAGUCGCCUAACGAAAGGUCGCAAAAAUCAAGCAAAAGUAAGACGCAAGCCAAGUCUGGUCCUCAAGUUCGUACAGUAUACCCUUGUCACUUAUGUCCCCGGAAAUUCAAUUUGCCUAAUGGGCUGGCGAUACACAUCAAAUGGCAUCGAGGCAUCGCUCAGAAGGAGAAGACCGACCAACCGAAAGUCGAAGGCAAGUCCCAGUCCGGUCCAAAGGACGCCCUAGGACGCGACGAGAAGAUAGCGGUUGACCAAUCUCCUUCGCGGCGUUCUGACGCAGCGGAGGGAUCUCUGAAAAAUGAUCCGGAUCCUGUGAUGGUAAUGCCGCCGCACCUUCCGCGGCGUCGAACGACUGCAUUGGCUCACUCUCCCACUGACUCUUCCUCCCGUGGACGGAUUUUCCCUGAAGCCAUCGACGACUCAUCUGCAUGCGUCGGCUUAGGUCUGUUUCUGCCCCAGGACAGCGGAUCUGCGCCGUUCUACGAGAAUUCCGCCCAUGUGUUCCUCGAAGUCAGCUUGGUCCGAUGGGUAACCAUUCAAGAUCGCCCACGAGUCGAAAUACUGGGACUAUCCCGACGGUACCCUCCACCCCGUCGAGAAAGUCUUGUGCCCAGCUGCCUGACCUUGGGACUGAGAAAUCCGCAGAUAUCCGUGGACAAGGGUUUCCACUCGUGGCCAGCGAAUGUCUCUCGUAUGACCAGCACGACCCGUCUCCGCGGUGUCUGUACCAUCGAAGUUGCCACGCCUAGUGUCGUCCGAUGA
Messenger RNA from Gloeophyllum trabeum ATCC 11539, 2145 nucleotides. RefSeq lists its product as uncharacterized. The transcript has 5 exons. NCBI's taxonomy places the organism in Eukaryota, Fungi, Basidiomycota, Agaricomycetes, Gloeophyllales, Gloeophyllaceae. The record is from RefSeq and is a predicted model, not a curated record. Bases 1 to 2145 code for a protein of 714 amino acids.